Molecule: messenger RNA, 1521 nt
Organism: Dracunculus medinensis (Guinea worm)
Lineage: Eukaryota; Metazoa; Nematoda; Chromadorea; Rhabditida; Dracunculidae
Source: the annotation of a GenBank genome assembly
AUGCAGUUAUGUAUAGUUGAUAUAGUUCGCCCUAACUUAAGCGCUGCAGGAAAGCAGAAAAAUAUUUCGACAGAAUGUAAGAAAUUUAAAACUUCUUCUUCGGAAAAAAUUGCAUACGAGGAACCGUCUGCAACUGAGAUUCAAUCUCGGGCAUUUGCUGAUUCCCCAUUAUCAUCUAGUGAAAUACAGUUAAAAUCAUUCUCCAAAAACUCCUUUGGUACAUCCAUCGCUGAAGUAACGCAGCCCACUAACAAUUAUGCAGAUUCCACUGGAGCUUAUAUAUCUGCUGAAAUUGCUGAGUCUCAGUUUUGCUUUGGUAAUAAGAUUAUAGAAAUUUGGAAUAGAAUAAAAAAGGUAAGCAGGAUUGUAGACCCACAAACAUCCAGUGCAAAUGAAUCAGCAAAAAUUAAUUCUCCAGAUCGAAAUCGUUCAGAUUCAUCAAGCUUUUCUAGAUCAUAUACAAAUAUGAAAGAUUUUUCGCAACUAUGUUCAAACUCCAGAAAAAAUUCAGUAGAUGUACCAUUAUCAAAUUCGUAUAGCUUUCAAAAAUCACUUGAUUUAUUGUCCUAUUUGUGGUUAGCACUUGUUGGUCUGAAAACGGAACAGAGGAAGAAGGUAUCUGAUAAUCAACGAUCAGUCGAAGAACUUUGUGAAAACAGCUCAAAAAAAAGUGGGCAUACCUCAUCAGGAAUCAUUGCUGUUCCACAAUAUGUUCUUAUGUUCUUUAUUAUUUCAAAACCACAGGUUAAACUGGGUGUUGAUGGAUCGCUUAUUUUGGAUGAAACGAGUUUAACGGUAGUACGUGGUGAACCAGAAAAUGCGCUAACUAUAGUUGAUGAGGACAGCGUAAGCAAGAAAAUAUCGUCCAUGAGCUUCCGCAAAAAGGCAUGGAGGAGGGGAACACCUUGGAAUGACUUAGAAACUGACCUUUUCUACGAUUUAAUUCGGUACAUAAUACUUUUAAUUUCUUAUUUUGAACCAAUUAUUUUGAGAGCGACAGGAACUGAUUUUACUCUUAUGCAUGAAUUUUUUCCAUCACGUGCUCGAAGUGAAUUGAAAAGUAAAUUUAAUCGUGAAGAACGCACUAACUGGAGACGUCUCAGUCACGCUCUUUCUGUGCCGACCAUGUUAGACGAUUCACUUUACGCAAAAGCCAGGAGAGUGCUUGAUUUAAUUAAAAAGCAGGAUGAAAAGAAAAGAGAAAAAAAGUUGGUGAAAAAACGCACAAAUGAUUCGAACCCAACUGAGGUAGAAUGGAAUGAAGAUGAUGCUGAUUUAGUGGCCGAAGCAGAAAAAACGAUUAAUGAAAUUGAAAAUCCUGGUGAACGCAUAAAAACUCAUAUGGAAUUAAAUUUGGAAAAAACAUCAGGAACUAAUUUAUUAAAAAAAAAAAUAUUGGAUGAAACUGCAGAUGAAGCGGAAAAAAUUAUAAAAAGCAAAAAACGGGCAAGAAAUCGCGCCGAAUUGGAAAAAAUGGCCAACGAUUCUUUGUGUAUGUGUUCUGCAAUAUUUAUUAAUUAA